AUGUUGGAGGCCGGACAGAGUGAGUUUGGCGAGGUUGAAACACCUUCACAUAUCCUCGGGACAGGUAUGAGGCUUCGUGUCUGCAUGAUCCUCUUUUCUCCCCUAUUUCUAUUCCCACCGACGUGGCCAGUCUAUGCUCCAGUUGUGAAGCCUGCCAACUGGCUAGAGCAUUACGCUGAAAUCUUUGAGUUGAACGUGUGGUUAUCAUUAAACAUCACGUCGAUUGAUAGGGACCCCGUCUGGGAUUCUCGUUAUCGAUGA
This is a messenger RNA of Laccaria bicolor S238N-H82, 261 nucleotides long. RefSeq lists its product as uncharacterized. NCBI's taxonomy places the organism in Eukaryota, Fungi, Basidiomycota, Agaricomycetes, Agaricales, Hydnangiaceae. The record is from RefSeq and is a predicted model, not a curated record. Bases 1 to 261 code for a protein of 86 amino acids. The transcript has 3 exons.